AUGAAUCGUCUAAACCACAUCAACCCGUUCGCGAAGCGGGACUCACAUAGUGCCAACUCGGUCAUCACGUACAAGGUCCUAACCUUGGUGACUUGGCUGCUGUCGCUCAUCACCACCAUCUACUACACGUACGACGCGCCUCACGACGGCCACUACGUCCGCCGCAAGAUCUGGGAGCAAAACUACUUUUACUUCUCGGGGUUUACCCUCAACUCGGUCAUCACGGACAUCUACUGGCUCGUCCUCUUCAUCCUGCAGCUGGUCUACAUUACGCACCUAUUCUCGACAAAGGUCGAGACGGUCAACGCCGCCUGCUCGGUCGGGAGCCACUUCAUCUUCAACAACCUCCUCCACUUCGCCUUCGUGAUGCUCUUUGUGCGGAGCCACUUCGUCUGGGCCGAGGUGAUUCUCGUCAUCAACUUCUUCAACUUGACAGCACUCUACUUCCGCCAUAACACAUACCCCCGCUUCAUCCACCUGCCCGCCGUCUCGGGGCCGCUGGCAUGGACGUUUGUGGCUAUCUACUGGAACGGUGCUAUCAUGAUUCCUUACCAAGGGAGCCUAGUUGCUCGCGUCUUUGCCAACAUCUUCAUUUGGUCGAUCCUGGUAUUCGGCAUGUUCUUUAUUGUGAUUUACAAGGACUACACCAUGGGCUUCAACCUCAGCGUGUUGGCGGCAUCUCUCGGCGUCGCUCAGUUCUUUAGCAAGAUUAUCGCGUUCCAGUGGAUCUUUGCUUUCACCAUUAUGGCUGUCCUGUUUGUCCUGUCUUUUAUCGUGGCUGUGCCGGCCUUGACCACCCGCAAGGACCGGUCGGCGGCCGAUACGGAGCGCGCUCCUCUGCUCGCGGACCCGUAA
This is a messenger RNA of Lasiosphaeria miniovina, 855 nucleotides long. RefSeq lists its product as uncharacterized. The record is from RefSeq and is a predicted model, not a curated record. The coding region runs from base 1 to 855 and encodes 284 amino acids. The transcript has 4 exons. NCBI's taxonomy places the organism in Eukaryota, Fungi, Ascomycota, Sordariomycetes, Sordariales, Lasiosphaeriaceae.